AUGGCGAUAGCCCUACUCAUUUGUGCUUCCUGUGUGCCGCUAUAUUUUGUGGCCCAAGCCCUACUGUCCCCUCUUCGCGGUAUUCCAGGUCCAUUCUGGGCUAGGUUUACCAGAUUAUGGAAACUCCUUGAAAUAUAUCGAGGCCGUUUUGAGAAGACAAGCAUCGCCUUGCACAAGAAAUAUGGUAAGAGAAUGUCAGCAUGUUCUCAUAAACAAAGCGCUGAAACCACUAUAUCAGGUCCGAUUGUCCGGAUUGCACCCAACGAAUACAGUAUCGAUGACCCUGGUGCAGUAAAAGAGAUUUAUGGUCUGGGCAGCCAGUUUAUUAAGAGCCCAUGGUACACUGCGAGUAGCAGCCCAGACCCGAACGCCGUGAAGGACCUCUUCUCUGACCGGGAUGUCAGGACGCACGCAUCCAAUAGGAGAAAGGUGGCUUCACUCUAUUCCAUGUCAAAUUUGGUGCAAAUGGAGCCGUUUGUAAACGACUGUACAAAGUUGCUGGAAGCUAAAUUCACCAAAUUUGCGGAGCAGGGCAGGCCCGUAGACAUGGGUCAUUGGUUGCAAUGUUACGCAUUUGAUGUUAUUGGGCAUAUUACCGUAUGUCCUUCUCUCCUAUCGCAGGGACGGCCUGAAUAUCUGAUGCCUCUACAGUUGGGAGAGCGAUUCGGCUUCUUGGACAACGGCGAAGACAUAGGGAGCAUCAUUGCUGCCGUCAAUGAUUACGUAUCAUACGCAGCCCAUGUCGGUGUUUACUCGGAACUUCACGGGAAAAUAAACGAGUUACAGUCCAGGUUUCGCCAGAAAGGGAGUGGGAUGGCGAAUAUGGUGGCUUUUACGCGAAAGCAAUUGCAACAGCGCAUUUCGGAUUCCAUUGAAAAGUCUCUGGACCGGGGGGACUUUAUAAGCAAACUGCUAAGCUUGCAUAAGGAAGACCCAAAAGGAAUCUCUGAGGGAGAUAUUUUCACUACAUGCAUGACAAACAUCGGCGCCGGAUCAGAUACUACAUCCAUAAGCCUUGGAUCCAUCGUUUAUUACCUCUGCCGACAUCAAAAUGCCAUGCACGCUUUGCGAGAGGAGAUCGCUACUAUGGAAGCUAAAGGUGAGAUCUCCAAUCCGGUUACAUUCGCCGAGUCGCAGAGAAUGCCUUAUCUCCAGGCCGUCAUCAAAGAAGCCCUGAGAAUGCACCCAGCGACUGGGCUACCACUUGGCCGGGUUGUGCCACCAGGAGGGAAGGUGAUUGCAGGGUGUCAAUUACCUGAAGGGACCGUCGUCGGUAUCAACAGCUGGGUUGCACAUGCCAAUACUGCGGUGUUUGGAGAUGACGCAUCGAACUUUCGGCCGGAGCGCUGGCUUGAUGGGAAGGAGAAAACUGCGAGCCUAGAUAGGUACUUUUUCAGCUUUGGCAUGGGCUCAAGGACGUGCAUUGGCAAACAUAUUAGCCUUCUAGAGAUGUCUAAGUUGGUGCCGCAGCUUAUUCGCAAUUUUGAUAUCUCGUUGGAAAAUUCGCACCAGACUUGGCGAACUACCAACAGGUGGUUCGUAAAGCAAAGUCAAUAUCCUUGCAAGCUCGAACGGAGGGCAAAUUGA
Penicillium egyptiacum is the source of this 1587-nucleotide messenger RNA. Lineage: Eukaryota; Fungi; Ascomycota; Eurotiomycetes; Eurotiales; Aspergillaceae. The record is from the annotation of a GenBank genome assembly.